This is a messenger RNA of Caenorhabditis auriculariae, 16006 nucleotides long. The record is from the annotation of a GenBank genome assembly. NCBI's taxonomy places the organism in Eukaryota, Metazoa, Nematoda, Chromadorea, Rhabditida, Rhabditidae.
AUGAAAAAUACCAAAAAAGUUGGGAAAAAGACAAAGGCCUCUGGACAACCGAAGAAAGUCAACCCGUUCGAACUCAAAUUCAACCGCUCCAAGCAUGAUGUAGGAAUCUUCAGAGUUUUUAAAUUUCUUUAUUAUAUUUUCAUAAAGGUGCUCGGGAAGAAAAAGUUGGCGAGUGUCGGAGUUCCAACAGUUUCUCGAAAAAGAGCUCAUGAACAGAGAGAACAGACGCUUGGCGUCGAAUAUGCAAGGAUGGGAAAAGUUAGCAAGGUAAAAAUGAAUUAGAUUAAUAAAGAUGAUUGUUUUUUUUGUUAUUUUCCUCAGAUUUUGGAUCGACGUAUCGGUGAGAAAGACGAUAUUACAAGUGAGGAGAAAACUUCCAUGAGAUUCACGGAAGAAAGAAUUAAAAAUUACAAAAAGGCCAGCAAGUUCAACCUCACUGAUGACUAUGAAGGAGAGGAAGGUUUGGAAAAACUUCGGAGUUUAUAAAUUUUUUUUUUUUGAAGAAUUGCUAACUCACGGCGGCCGAGCUUUGUCGGAUAUCGAGAAAUAUGACAAAUCGAUGCUUUCCGAUGAUGACGACGAAGAUGGAAAUAUUGGCGCUGAAAUGGUUUGAAAUUUGUAUUGAAGGGUUCAUUAUAGGAAAAAUACAGCGGAUUUUGGAAGCGUAAAUUGGUAAAAUUAGGUCGAAACUGUGAAAAAAAAAAGCAGUUGUUGGACAUUUAUCGAAUUUCGUGCCAAAACUUUAAUUAUCAUCAUAGCUGCCUCAUGAUAAUUUUUUUCGUUUAACAUUUUUUUUUCUACUUUGUUAGUUAAACCAUCAUUACUCGAAAGCAAAAAAACAACGAUUUUCAGCUUCAAAAAAAUCAUAUUUUCACCGAAGGCUAUUUUUAUUCAACCUAAAAGAUUUUUCAGGUAAUUUAAUACAUUUCCAGGUGAAAAUCGCUCAUUUCGGCGGCGGCGAAACGUCAACCGAAGAGAAAGUUCAAGCGAAAUUGAGCCGAAAAGACGCGAUCGCCGAAUUAAUUUCGAAAACCAAAGUCGCUCGUCAGGAGAAGCAGGCGGCCAAGGAUGAACUUGUACUGAUUAAUCGAUCAAUAAUCGAUAAAAAUUGAUUUUUUGAGGAUGUUUUGACGGAAACUUUGGACGAGAAAUAUCACCGACUGAUGGGCCGCUUACAGAACACUUUCAGGCCAGUUGGUGCCACGAGAAAUGAAGUUUCCAAUAAGGAUGACUACGACAAAUUGGUUCGUUUUUGAUUGAAAUUUGAAGUUUUAGGUUUAUUCUUUUUUAAUUACUGAAAUUGUACAUUUCCUUUAAAUUUGAACUUGUUUUCUUGACUUUUUAUCCUCCAUUUGAGCUCGAAAGUCAUUUUUGUUUGAAUAAUUGAAGCAAGGUUCUUGGAUUACUCGAUCAACCCCUGUAGCCACUAAAGCUUGCAAAAAUGGUCCCUAUAGGUAUUUUAGUUAGUGACCCCCAAAGAGGACAUGCUAGUUGAGAAUUGUUAUGAAGAAGCAUUUCCAAGGGUAAAAUUGAAUAAAUAAGCGUUUUUUGAAUGGAACUAAGAGACCCCUAUAGGGACCACUUGAGUCUUAGGAGCUAAGGGGUCAGACCCUAAAUCCCUAUAGGGACCACGUUGAUUUUACCUCUAGAGUAACCACUUUUUUCAGCCUCUACAGGGGUUGUUUUCCCCCCUAAUCCCUAUAGGGAACACGUUGAUUUUACCUCUAGAGUAACCACUUUUUUCAGCCUCUACAGGGGCUGUUUUCCCCCCUAAUCUGGAAUUACUAAGAAAUCUCUUCAAUUUUCCAAGUGUUGAAUUUUUCAUGUUUCGAUGGUAAUUUUCAAACUUUUCUAUUAGAAAAUAUAGCUUUACGGCUAGCUUGGGACGCUAAGGGGCGUGGUCUGUCUGCUCUCUCCACCAGCCAGGCACUAUCUCGUGCAUUAUCGUGUCAGGACCCUUUUUCGAUGGCUCAAACCCGCCGUGAAUCAGCUAUAAACGAAGAGGAUGUUUUUUGUGCAAAAAUCCGAGUUAUUUUCCUAUCUCAGUUUAUUUCCUGAACUUCAGGCGCUUUCCCUCAAAAUCGACGCCGAUAAAUGUGCGACGCCGGCCGAAAGAACCAAAACCGAGAAAGAAAUUGCGGCCAGCGAAAGGGAUCGACUGGAACUUCUCGAAGCCCAACGAUUGGCCCGGAUGAAUACUAAAGUUUCCAAAAAUUUUCUAAAAAAAUUAAACUUUGUGAUUUUUUUCCAGAAAAAAAUACACGUGGUCACAUUUCUGCCGACGCUGAUGUCGAUAUCAACGCAGCUUCAAAAUCUGAGGCCAGAAAAUCGAAAAAAGACGCCGAUCGAUUUGUGGUCCGGUUUGAUAAGGACGGCAACAUGAUCAACUCGGAUAAGGUACAGGAAUUUUCUGGAGCAAAUUCAAGAGCUCAAAAUGAGCAAGGAAAAAUAGCCGCUAAAUUUGAAGCGAAAAUGGAUUUUUUUUAAAGUUAUUUCAUAGCCUCAAAGGUUAGAGAUAUGAUCAUUUCCGAAUUUUUCUGGAAGACCUCGAAAUUUCAAGAGCUCAAUGUGAGCGAGGAAGAACAUUUAUCCAUUACGUUUGGAGCAAAAAAAGUUUUUUUUAUAUUUUUUUUUGUUCUAAUAAUUUAAAAAGUUUAUGAGAUAUGAUCAAUUUGGAUAAAGUACAGUAGUUUUAUUGGAAAAAAAUGGAGAAUUUUAUAGUUAAAAAUAAGUAGGUCCCAUAGUUUCCAAAAAUUAAAUUUGAAAUGGGUUGGUCCCAAGGUACCAAAGUUCCAUAUUAAAGGAUUUUUUUUUCGAUUUUUAAGCUCAAGAGAUUAUUUGGAUAAGCUUGUGUAGUUUCUGAACUUGAAAAAAAUUUUUUAUUGAAUUUUUUUAUAGAUUUUAUUGGUUUCUCAAUAUGAGAUUCGAUUGGAUACGAUUCUCUGUUCUAAAUUUUCAACUGAAAGAAAAAUAUUUUUGCAAAGUUAGUUCAGAAGGUGUUUUCUUCAAUUUCGAAGAAGAAUGAAGAAAAAAGUUUCCUUUCAAAUCAAUUUUUGAAUAAUAUUUCGUGAUUUGAUAGUUAUGUGAGAAUAUUUUUCUAUAAAUGCUCGUGGUUUUAUAAGAUAUAAUAGUUCACGUGUAUUCUUUAUGCUAUGCUUUUUCAUUCAAAAAAAUACCAAUUUGCAAAGUUAGUUACAGAACGUAAUUUCCUUAAAAUUGAAAAAACUGAAGAAAAAAAAGGAUGCUUCAAAAAUUUUCAAAGUUUUCUUUCAAAUCUUCUCAGUGAUUGUCUUCCUUCAGGUCGAAAAGCCGUCAAUCAAGAAAGUUGCUUUCGACUCGGAUGACGAACUCAGUGAAGAGAACGACGACGAGGAAGAGGAGGAAGACUUGGACGAUUUGUUGGAAAAGGAAGAUGAGGAGGAUGACUUGGAAGAUGAAGAAGAAGACGAGGAUGACGAGGAUGAAGAAGAGGAAGAUGAUGAUGAUGAAGUUGAAGUUCGAGGUAAGAAGGAAAUGAUGAUGACGUUUCGUUUGAAACACAGUUUCCUCUAUAAACGCACGUUAUGUCAUUUUCAAAGUGAUUUCCGCGAAAUUCGAAUCUAUCUCUGACUCUCCAAAACUUAGUUGUCUUUUUCUUUCUCUCACGGUUAUUUUGACUCUGCCGAAAUCACUUUUAAUACGGCAUCAGCAUUGAAAAUUCGCAUAUUUGUCCAUUUUUUCAAGAUUUGGUAGUUAUGUCUAAAUCGUAGUUUUUUUCAAUUUUGAUUAAAAAAUUCUUUCUAGCCAAAAUGGAAAUUCAUUCGCAAAUGUGACUGUUUGCAUGUCGGUUUUGAGUUCUAGUGAAAUUCUAGUUCAUUUUGAAUCCGAAUACUGUAUUUUUUAUACUUUUAAAGGGCUUAUUAGUAAAAUUGAAGACUUUGACAUUUUCAUAUAGCCCAUUCCGCGCCAGUUUGUCACGUUUAUCUUCCCGCCAAAAAGACCUUAUGCGCAAUUUGAGCAACUUCGUUCGAGACCUUUGUUUUUUUGUCGUCUUUUUUGUAGUUUUGGGCAAAAAAAAGUGUUUUUACGGUUUUUAAAACGUGACCGUGACCACGCGGAACGCACUACACAUCUUUUUCUGAAAAAAAAAAGAAUUUUCUACAAAUUUGCUAAAACAAUCUCCGACAGUCUACAUGAAGAUCCUUCAUAAUCGCGACCUGCGCAAACUUCCAGUUUUUAAAAAUGUUAAUCAAAAAAAUGUUUCAAUACAGAAUUAGACCCCACAAGAAGGUCGUUUUACUUUGAGACUUGGAAUUUCCAAAAAGUUUGCUCAAACAAUCUCUGAAGGUUUUUAUGAAGAUCCAUCAAAGUUACAACCCGCGUCAGAAUCUAGUUUUGAGAUAACUGAUUUUGAAGGUCGAAAAGUUGGGCCUAAAACCCAUAUUUCGCAACUUUGAAAAAACAUAUCUCAAAAACUAGAAGUUUGCGAAGAUAGCGCUAAUAAGAGAUCUGGACCUUCAGAGAGUGUUUGAGCAAAUUUGUAAAAAAUUCCAAACCACAAAGUAAAAUUACCUUCCUUGUUAGUACUGAAAGAAUAUUUAUUGAAAUUUGUUCAGGAAAAAUCGAAAAAAGAGAAAAAGCUGACGUUCUGGAUGUUGGUCCGGCUGGUGCAGGUAUUUUUAUAGCCUUUUUUUCUGUUUUUACUCAGGAAUUUUUGAGCUCCUUGUUUUUUUUUUUUAAAUAACUUUCCCUUUUCAGCCGCUCCUGGAGAUGACGGCGUUCCUUUCGUUUUCGAAAUGCCGAAAAAUUACUCGAAAUUCAUCGAAUUACUGCAAAAAUAUCCCGAGGACAAGAUGGGAAUCGUUUUGGAGCGGUAUAUUUCCUAGUUUUCAGAGUUUCUUAAGAAGUUUAUCAUUUAGAUUGACAAAAUGCCACCAUCCGAGCUUGAAGGAAGGCAAUAAAAAGCUGCUGAAUAAGCUUUUCUUGAUGCUUUUGCGGUUAUUCGACGAUAUGGCCAAGGAAUCUUUGACGGAGGGGGUUUUGAACGAGUUGAGCCUGAUUCAGAGGCAUUUGUACGGCAUUUUGAAGGUUCGUUCUUCGGAAAUUUCCUUUUUUUUCCUGACCAUGUUAUUUUGUAAAUUCUUACUUCCAGCGUUUUAUUUUCCAUUUUUAUUCAAAAUUUCUCAAAAAUUAAGUCAUAGAUCUUUUUUAAACGCUGUAAAAUGGCCCUCCUGAUUCAUUUUUUUAAACCUUCUUUUUAUACUUUCAUAUUGGGAUAAGUUAAGCUCAUAGUUUUGCUCUUUAAUAAUUUUUUUCUGGACCUGUGAUUUCUUAUAUUGAGGGUUUCCUUUUCUGCAAAAUCACUUACGAUUAAACUGAUAGAUCUUUCUUUCAAGCUGCAAAAUGGCCCUCCUGGUUCGUUUUUCCAAUUUUCCUUUAUAUUUUUUACACUGAGAAUAAUUAAAUGAAUAUGUUUGCUCUUCGAAAUUUUUUUCCUGGUCUUGUGACCUUGUAAAUACUUAUUUCAAGGGUUUUUUUUUUUGCAAAAUCACUUACGAUUAAACUGAUAGAUCUUUCUUUCAAGCUGCAAAAUGGCCCUCCUGGUUCGUUUUUCCAAUUUUCCUCUAUAUUUUUUACACUGAGAAUAAUUAAAUGAAUAGCGCUAAUCAAAAAAUAUGAAGUAUAAGGUUUAAAAUUAAGAAAUGUAGUUAUCCCGAUUUUCGUAUGAUUUAUUAAAUCACCAUUUUUAACCGAGGCGAAAACAGAAAGUGUGGAGAAAGGAUACAUAGAAAUGUUCCUUUUAGGGUGAGAAAGGCUCCUUUUUUGCUGCCUUUUUGCGCCAUUUCAUCGUCUAUUAUGCGCCAUUUUUGCCGCCUCUUCCUUUUUCAUCAUGUCUUGAGCCUUUAAAAUCCCAGAAAAAAAGGCACCGCUCGAUAAAGGGACCCUUUUUGCUGCCUCUCUGCGACCUUUUUUGAGCCUCUCCCUUUUAGCGGUCAUUAUCGAUCAUUCUCACUUUGUAAGAGAUCUUUCCCUCAGAAAAGAUUUUAUUUGUAGCAAGAUGAUUACACUGAUGAUACAAGAAAGUAUUAAUUGAGCUAGUUUUCAGUUCGAUGUCCAAUACGCGACAAGAUGUGUUCGUGCCUUGAUCCGACAACAUUGGAAUAUCCGGAAAGAGAGACAGAAAAAUAAGCCCGUCUCAUUUUCGCUGGUUAUGGUUUUCAGGUAAGGGUUAAUGAUAAUAGUGAUCUUCCUCCCUUGAUGAGUUAUCCUAUUGGUAUGAUUUUUAGAUGGUACGGAAGUACAGUAGAAGUAACAUGAAAACAAUGGGUUUUUAGAGUUGGUUUUAAAAAAAAGGAGAAUUCUCGCCCUUUUGAAUGUUUUUCUGAUAGAAGCGAAAAUUUUUGAACUUCUACAACUUCUGAACGACUUUUUUUCAGAAACUCUUCAUUGUAAAUUAAAAAAAAUCUUAAUUGUAUGAUGUUUUUCAAUAGUUGAAUUGAAUUUUUUUUUAGAUUAGUCGCCGCGUUGUUCCCGAUGAGCGACAUUUGGCACCCCGCCUGUACUCCGGCGAUGUUGCUCGCGACGAGCGCGUUAUCGCGUGCUAGAAUUAGCGAUUUGCGAUGUCUCGCCCGCCAAUUGUUCCUGGCGACGACCAUUGUUGACAAUUUGGCGGAGAGCAAACGGUUGGGAUUAAUUAUGAAUUCAGAUGGAAUUUUAAGGAUAAUUCUUUCAUACUAUUCUGUAGUUUCCAAAAAAAGACAAAUUGGUUUCGGAUCUUUUUAAAAAAUUACAAAAAAAUUAAGACAAUUUGAGAAAAACGAUAUAAUUUUUAACUGACCUGAAAUUUUUUUCAUUCAUUUUUUUUCAUGUGUUUCAAUUUUUUUAUUCUAUAAAGUUGAUACCGUGUUCAAAGUGUUUCCGCGACUUCUAAAAUAGCCGUCAGAGAAAGAAAAUGAUAAUCUAAUUUUGGAGGGUCAGAGAUAAUUUUGCAUCUCGCGGAAAUUACUUGAACUCGGAUUUAGUUUUGAGCUUUUUUUUGAAAAAGGGUGCAUCAAUCAUUUUCCUGUUUCACGAUUAAAUGAUGAUCGAAAAUCGAAUCUUAAAAAUGUUAUUGUGUUUACAAAAUUUUCAUCGUUCUUACUUCGAUAGUAGGUUGUUGAGAAUAUUGGAAGAGGAAAAAGAUUUCAUUCAAAAAAUAUUGAAUUCCUUCCGAGUUACUCAAUAUUUCUUUACUGAAUAAUUUUCGCUAAUUUUGUGUGUGAUCAAUUUUAAAAGGGCACAGAUUUUUUUAAAAGGAGUUUUUAGAGACGAAGAGUCGCUUUCAGUGUUCUAACUAGGGAACUGCUCGAACUCGGGUACCCUUUUCGAGUUGAAACUUUGGUGGCUCAUAGACCCGGGUAAGAGUACUUGGAAACAAGAGAGAUUAUCUGCUAAACCCCAUAGGCUUCUGAGAAAAAGCUUUUUGAAAAUGAAAAAUUUAGGCUUGAAAAUUAUCAAAUAUUUGCUUUCCUCAUUCUUUUGACUGGAAAAAGUUUUUUAGAGUUUAUCAUAGCUGGAUCAUUCAAAGCGAUUGUAUCAAAAUAUGAAAUAAGCUAAAAAGCAGUAUUCUGAAAAUUUUCGAGCCUAAUUUUCACAUUUUCUACUAAUUUUUUCUCAGUUCUCUAGUGGGUUUAGUAGAUAUUCUCACUUGUUUUCAAGUAUUCUUACUUAAGUCUAUAAACCACUAAAGUUUGAACUCGAUCCGCGUACCCGAGUCCGAAUAGUUCCCUAGUAAGAGCAUAAAAAAAACCAAAAAAAUAAAUAUAUAUUGAAAAGGCUUUGAAAUAAUUAAAUUUUUCCAGAUUUUUACCCGAAGUCGUAUCUUUUGUAACGAGUGCCUUGCUGUUGGCCGUCGAAGACAAGCCGUUUUCCUUCACUUCUUUCGGAUUUCCCAUUUCCAAGCCUCAUUGCGACCUUUUGUGUGUUAAUGAGGUGAUUUUCGGCAAAUAUAAUAUAUUUUUAACGAGUUGAAAUGGUGAGGUUGCAUGCGAAGCGGUCGCGGCGCGUUUUGGCGCGAAUUCAUAGUUUCAAAUUUCGUGAUUUUUAUAAUAUUAUGUAGCUGAUUAACAGUUGGCUUGAGCCAUUCAAAAAAGGGUCCUGACACGAUAAAAAAAAAUAAGAGAUAGUGUGUGGUUGCAAGAGAGGGCAGAAAGGCUAGGCCAGCCAAAAUUUUUGAAUUGGCGCCAAAAACGCAUCGCGACCGCUUCGCACACAAAAUUGCCUCAUCAUACCGUUUGAGGGCGAAAAUGAAAAAUAAAAUGUGAAACUGGUUUUUUGAAUAUUUUCAGCCUCCAUCCGCAAUUUCGACGUCUCCAAUCCCAAUCUCCAUCGUUUUUUCUGAAGAAUCCGAUGUUGAAGUGGAUGAACCGAAAUUGCGAUUAUCCGUCCUUCGAUCUCUGGUCGCCCUUGUACAAACUCUACGAGUCGUCUAUUCUACCUACGAUGAGACUUUCACGAUUCUUUUCACGUCAGUAGGAAAAUCAAGGAAAUCUUUGCGACAAGGAGGUUCCGACAAGUUUUAACCGAUUUUAGGGGAUUUUUGAGACCAUUAUGUUGUGAGGGGCACAGAAAUAUCCUAAAAAAGUGUUUUUGGGGACUUUGGCUUCCGUUAAAAAAAUUUUCAUUCGACUUGGACCAAGGAGAAAAAAUUUAUUUUCGUAUUUUGGCUACAGUACUCCUCAAAAGGGGCGGAGCCUGUAAAAACCUUUUCAAGGGAUUUUUCGUUCCCAUCAUGCUGUGAAGGGUACAGAAACAUUUCAAAAAAGUGUUUUUGGAGAAAAAUUUUGUACUUCAAAAAGAGUUUCAUUCAACUUGGACCACGGAGAAAAAAGUUAGAUUUUUUCGUAUUUUGGUUACAGUAAUCUUCAAAAGGGGCGGAGCCUGUACUAGCUAUCAACUGAAAGUUCCACAUGCUUAUGUAGUUGUUGUGAUAAAAGUAUGAGCUCAAAAAAUGCAACCUGAAUUUUUAGUGCCUCUUUUUUUUUGGCAACUUAUCGAUUCUCUCGGGAAAAGUGAAUUCAACUCUUCGGGCGAAGCAGGAAAGUUUUUAUUGAUUAAUUUUGUUUUUUCCAAUGGUACUUUCCUGCAGAAACAAGAUAAUCACUAAAAACAUGACAUUUUGAAGCGAUAAUCUUGUCGGAAAUCUCUGUUUUGUAAGAGUUUUACCUCCAAAUCAUAUGAAUUUCGCCUCAUUUUCGAUUCUUCAGACCAAUCGUCAAGCUUCUGAAGUUGAUCAAGGCCGAUCACUUGCCCAGCGAUUUGAAAGAAGAACUGGAAACGGUGAUCGCUUCGACGGAAGGCGAAUGCAAGGCCAAGUCUAGAGUCACGCAAAUGUCGCUGGUCAAAACGGAGAAAACGUCAGUUUCUGUACAGGAUAUAGAAGUUCAACGUGUUGAUAAGGGAAUAUAGAUUUUUCAAUUUUUUGAUUUCAAGUCGUCGCUCAAACUCCGCCCCUGAUGGCGCGAUAAGCCAAUCAGAAGGCGAGCCAUCCAAAGAGCGCUUUCGAAUGACGUCAUUCUACUUGACGUUCAAAAAUCUGAACAGAAUAUUUCUAAAAAAAUAAACGAAAAAAAGGUCUGAAAAAGACUAUAUGGAGAAGAAAUUUAAGUAUAAGAGUUUUUUUCGACAGGAUUUUUCAAGUAAAUUUUUAGAUUUUUUUCUCAAACUUUGAGUGGUACGAAACGCUCAGAGUAUAGUUAUCUAGCCAUAAAAAGUUUCUGAGAAUUGAAAAAAAUUUCUAGAAUUUUUUUCAUCAUUUCAAGAUUAAAAUGAACAUGCUCGAUUCAGCGCUUGUACAUCGAAAAUAUCAAUUUUUAGGUUACCGUAGCUCUCUUUUUUCAGGCCAAAGAUCGUGUCAGAAGUCUUUUUUCUUGAAACUUUGUUGUUCCUUUAAACUUUGUGAGAAGCUAGCAUUAGAUUAAUUGCGUACCUCGUUUUCAAAAGAUAAAAUGAUCUGACUUCUCUGUGCCCUCUUCUCUCUCGGCAACGCUCUUUUUUAAGCGCUCUUUUUUCUUUUCCAAUACCUCGCCGGUUAGAGACUAAAGUGCAGGUUUUUUAUGUCGUGUCCAAAGUAAUUUUCGCGAAAUUCUCCAAAAUCUAGUUAUCUUUUUCUUCCUCUGACGGAUAUUUCGAAUUUCGCGGUAUCAUUUUGAGCACGAAAAUAUUUUAUAUUAUCAGAACUUUAUACGGAAAUUCGUCGAUGCUUUUAUCUUGAUUUUGAGCCAUUUUUUGUAACUUUGAAAAAUGUUAUUGGUUCAGAAUGCUCCGAAUGCUGGAACCGCGGUUCGACGAAGACUUCGAUCCGGAGAGACCCAGAAAGGGAAGAGACACGACGAGAAUGGGACCCAAGGGCGAGAAGAAGAGACUCGAGCAGGAGUUGAAGAAGGAGAGACGUGGCGCCAUCAAGGAGCUCCGAAAAGACACGGCUUUCUUGGCCAGGUUCGUUAGGAAAACCGCUUAUUGAGUAUUUAAAGGAGCAUAGGUUCAUUUUGAGCGGGUCUCAAGGGGAUAGCCCUUUUUUAAUGUUCUUCAGUAUUCUAUUCACUGUUAGCUUGGGACGCUAGGUCUGUCUGCGCCCUCCACCAACCAGACACUGCCUUUUUUCCAAUUGUGUCAAGACCCUUUGACGUCACGCGUUGACAGUAGAAAAAGCUGCCAAAUAAAGCUUUCCUUUGCUUUUAAAACGAGAAAAUAUCUAACUUUUAGUGUCAACUUAUGAAAUUUUAUGUGCCGGAAAGCAUCUGACUAACUCUGUUUACCGUUACUAGGAAAAUCAGGAACGUCAGGGUGGUCCCUAUAGGAGCAACCUCAGGGUCUCUGGAAGGAUCCCCUCUAGAGAUCAAUUAACUCCCCUCUUUCCGGGGGCUCUGAAGCUAGCCGAAGGGAGAAAAACAACCGAGAUAAAAAGUGAAAAAAUAUCAAUAAUAAACGUCUCUCAAUUUUUGAAUCUGAACAAAAAGUUGAAAUAUCAUUGUAGGAAACACUUAAGCUUUAGAGGCAUAGCGAUCAAAACCUUAACCCCUAUAGGUAGGGGCUGUUUAUAUUCCUAACUCCUUUAGGGGCUGCUCUGGCAUCAAUAAUUUUUAAGUCAAAUCAAGAGCUGCCUAGAGGGGCAAAAUUAUGAGAGCUUGAAGGUUUCUUUCUCGGGGCUACUUAAUUUUUACCAUAGGGAACGCUCUUUUUUUCCCUCUACAGGGGCUUUUUUUUUCUCAUCCCUAAGGUGACCACUCUAGCGUUACUGAAAGAUCGCCACGCAAAAAAUGACAUAAUUAAUCAGUUUUUGAUAGUUUUUCUAUGAUAUUGACGUGUCUGAUAGGUUAUCCGGAUUUUUAUUGGUACAUUAUAGAGUAUUCGUGAACAUUUCUGAGAUGGCCUUCUCUGUUAAAAUUCAUUGAGAAGUGUCCCUUUCUCUGAUUACUUUUCCGACUCACGACCAUCACAACCGAACUGUCGGAAUAUAAUGGGGAAAUGAAAGGAUUUUUUUCAGAAAGCAAAUGACGAACGUCAAGGCGAAGGACGCCGAAAGACAGAAAGUCACAAAACGACUCAUGAGUGGACUCCAGAUCCAGCAGGGCGAAUGGAACAAGGAACUCAGAGAAAGCGGAAAGAAAAAAAUAAAUAGUCUAUCAUCUUUUUUUGUUAUUGAGAUUUUUUUCAUUGUUAAGAUUGUUCUUGUUUUUCGUUAUUGUUAUUGCCUUUUUACGCGUCUAGAAGAAUUUUUUUCAAAAGAAAAAAAUGAGCUUUUAUUGAAAAUUGUAUUGAAAGCAAGUCCAGAAAGAUAUGAAGUUUAAAAAAAUUUUUUUCAGUUUUUUUCAAAUUUAAGAAGAAAAAUAUGUGAAAAACUGUGCGGAUUAGGUUCAAAAAAAGGCAAAAUUCUGAGAAUUUCUAGAAUAAAAUAAAAAAAAAGCUUUUUUAUUGACCAAUACCGGCUCAAAAUCCCUUCAAAAUUAAGAAAAUCGUUUCAAAUUUUAGACUUUCCCAAAAUUCCUUUAAUUUUUAUCAUUUUUUCCAGUAUUUUUCAGAGUUUUGCCAAAAUUUCGGAGAAAAACAGCACUCUCGAAAGAAAAUUCUUCUAGACAAUUUUUUGUUGAUUUUUGCCCUUCUUUCUCAAAUUUGAUGACGAAUAUAAAGCGUUUCAUUUCCUCAGAACGAUUCCACGUCAUUAAACCCAUGAAUUAUUUGGUGCUGAAUAUUUUGAGGAUGGGAUAUUUUUGGGCGAAUCGCGUGAUAACCUUCUUCCUGGCUGAGAGGUUGCCAUGGAGGCCCCCAUCGGAUAAGAUCCGGAUGAUGACUCCGCCCAUCUGUCGCCCGAAAAUUUCCCGCAAUUUGUUCUUUUCAUUUCGCAUGUCGGAAAGGGUGGAAAGGGUGGAAGGGGCUCUAUAGAAAUGUUCUUUUUUUGGUGCCCUUUUGCUCCAUUUUUUCAGCCCUUAUGCACCAUUUUUACUACCUCUUCCCCUUUCCAAUCAUUUCUUAAACGCAGAAAAAAAGAAAGGCUCGAUAAAGGGACCCUUUUUGCUGCCUUUUUUGAGCCUCUUCCUUUUAGCGGCCAUUAUCCAUCGUUCCGACUUUGCCCGAGCGUAAAGUAAUGCUCCAGGAAAAAAAAAACGGUUCCUGAUUUUUAUAGGCCUUUGUGGGCGAUUUUCAUUACAGUCUCUGGCCUUUUUUCCAGAUUUUGUUACUGUUUCACAGUUUCAGUUAUGCUUAUUUCACAUUUCAGAUCCGGAUGCCGGCCAAGGAAGAAGAGAAAUGCGAGCUUUUUAGGGCCAUUGAUAAAGGUAAAAUUCUGGCUUUAGUGAUUUUAUCACUUUAGAAAAACUUUUGAAAUUAACAAAGUUUUGGAUUUUCAACUUUUUUUCAACUGUUAGAAGAAAAAUAAAGGUUUCAAAAAUUCUCAACCUUUUUUUGGAUUUAUAUUCUAUUUUAUUUUUUUUGAACUUCUUGUUUUUUUCUAGUUUUUUUUUUCGUAAAGUCAAGUUUUUUAAGAUUUGCUUCUUUCAAGGCUUCAAUAGUAUAGAUUUUGAGAUAUUUUUGAUCAUCAAGAAUUUUUUUUUCAAACUCUAUUUUCCAGGAGAAACGGAAACUGCUCUCGGGCUGUUAAAAAAACAGAAAAAAAGAUGCCCAAAAAGGGAUCCGACUGGUAUGAGCACACUUUCCGCCGCAGUUUACAGGUCCGAAAAUUUUUUUCUUAUCAGUUUCGUGAUCAAAGUAACUUGAAAAUUGACCUUGUUCGUUGAAAAUCAUGAAAAGAAAACAACAAUAUUGUGUUUCAGGAAAAAAAUUAGUCCCCAGAACGAGAAAAAAAUACCGAAUUUUACGCGGGGAAUUCAAAAUUUUUGGUUUAAAUGUCAAUAGUUUCGAGUUUUUUGAAUUUUUUUUAGUUUCACGCAAGAUUUUCUGUAUCACGUUGUAUAGAAAUUUGGACAAAAAAUAUUCAGUUAAAUCGAAAAUUUGAAUUUCACGUGUUGAAAUCGCUAUUUUCUUGUAUGGAACUUUAGUUAAAAAGAUGUCCAAUUAUUCCGUUAAUUCGAAUUUUUCAAAUCUCGUGCUCAAAAUUCGCUAUCACGUUGUAUAGAAAUUUUUUCAAAAAAUGUCAAAAAAAUCUGAAAAUUUUGAAUUUUCCGAGUUUCGCGCGUUGAACUCGCUAUCUUGUUGUAUGGAACUUUUGUCAAGAGAUGUCCAGUUAAAGCGAAAAUUUAAAUUUUCUGAUUUCGUGCGUAAAUUUCUUUACCUCGUUGUAUAAGGCUUUGGUCAAAAAAAGGACAAAUAAAUCGGAAAAAUUUUUAAUUUUUUUGAAUUUGCGCGUGAAAAAUCACUGUCUAAUUCUUUUAGGUUUCUGCGCAAAAAUUGUCCAAUUAUUUGAAAAUUUGAAUUUUUUUCGAAUCUCCUACUUUAAAUUUGCUAUCAAAUUGUAUAAGACUUUACGGCAAAAAAAUAACAAUUACAUCUAAAAAUUUUGAACUCCUUGAGUUUUGCGCGUGAAAUUCGCUGUUUUGGAUGUAAGUUUUUCAAAUAUCCCGAAAUUCCAAUUUUUCGCGUAAUUUGUAGAAUUUAAAAAAACACGCCAGUUUUGACUUAAUUUUGAACAGGGCAAGAGAAAAAAAAACAAAAAAAUUUUUUUCAGGGGAAAUUUGGCGGUGGCGCGCAGAUGCUUAGAUCUCGGCUGCGGGAUCAACGAUCGAACUUAUGAUAGUGGAUACACGCCGUUGAUGUUUGGAGCCUUGUCUGGUAGAUUAACGCAGAAAGAAUAAUUGAAAAACGAUGAAUUUAAGGGAAAACCGAAAUUUGCAAAUUUUUGAUGGACAAUGGGGCCAGGCCGUACUUGACGAACUCCAUUGGAAAAACGGCUUCGGAAUUGGCCGCUUUUAUUGGUGAAUAUUUAGAAAAUAGCCGGAAAAGAAGAGGAAUAGGGCAUAAAUAUACACAAGUUUUCAAAAAUCAAUAAACUUCUAACAUUAAAAAACACAUAAAAAAAGACUGUAUAGCCGGCUUACGGCUGAUCUGAGCCAUCGAAAAAAUGAUGAAAAAGUGAGAUAAUGAAAAAUUGAGAAAGGGUCCUGACACGAAAAGAAAAAAGAGUACUUUAUUGGUGGAGAGCGCAGACCAGCCACGCCCAUAUGCUAUUCAGGAAGCGUCGCAAGCUGAAUCGGCUAUAUUUUCAUUUUUCUCCUGACCAGUGAGAAGCCUCUUUAACCUCAUACUUUCUUUAUUUAGCCUUUUUUGGGUCCUGACACGAUAAGAAAAGAGAGAGAGAGUGCUUGAUUGGUAGAGAGCGCAGACGGUGUCUCGCCUCUUACCGUCCCCAGCUGGCCGGAACAGGCUGUAGCCUUUUUCGCGCCAGCUUUUUCAAAAAAAAAAAAGACCGUAUACCAAAUUUGACCAACCAAUCUUCGCUUCAAGACCCUGGUUUUUUACAAAUCGAGUGAAAUUUUUUAUUUCUCACGCAAAAGUACAAAAGCUGACGGAGUAAAUCGAGGGAAAGUGUGGGAAAAUACAUGUUGAAGAGGAAAAGGACUCGUGGUCGUGUUAACUCCCAGCUUGAGUAUAAGCUCAGAUUUAUAGUCUGUUCAGAUUUUGACUGUCAAGCUCCGCCCCUAAUCGGGCGAUAAAUCAAUCAGAGAGCGAGCCACCCACAGAGCGUUUUCGAAUGACGUCAUUGUACUUGACAUUCAAAAUCUGAACAGAUAUAGUCUGUGUGCCACGAAUUGAAAUUUCACGGAACGACAUUCCGCUGUUCCGCUGCGUGCGUUCGCGAAGCGUCUCUCGAAUCUAGGUCAUGCUUUCAAUUGAUUGUUACUGCUGUGGGAGCACAUGAAAGUAGUGUACCUUUAAAAAAAAGCGCGACCAAGGUUCGCAAAAGCGCACAGCGGAAUGUCGUUCCGUGAAAUUCCAAGUGGCGGUACAUAGGCUAUAGCGUUCAUAUUUUUGUUGGAUCAAGAGUGUUUAGUUCUGUAUCAGAGAACAUGUAGAAAGUUCUAUAAAAUAUGUUUUUUCAAUAAGUUUUCUUUUGAAAUAGUUUUUCAUGACUUUCCGCUUCGAUUUCUACCCAUCGCUUCUCAAAUUUCAAUUUUGAUGGUAUCUUAAAUUAGCAGGAUGAAAGACUUUUUGGGUUUGUCAAUAUUUUCUUGUACUUUCAUGUGGUUUUUGAAAAAUCCACCCUUUUCGCUCCAAUUCACUUUUCAUUAAUUUUUUCUAGUCCAUUCUGGACUUUGACCUUUUGAAUAUCAAGCUGAGUUUUUAGAUUUUCUGUGACUGAAUUUUUACGGACUUUGAAAUAUUUUCAGCUCAUUAAAUUACCGCCUUUUCGUUCGAUGUUCAUCUUGAAAAAAUUGAACUUUUUUUCCUAGGUCACCACGAAUGCGUCUCCGUCAUCAACAACCACAUCACGAUCGACGAUAUCGAAUCAUUUCUCCGGCCGAAAGGAGGAAAUGAAGAGGAAAAAUUUCCGGACGAGCUGGCCGUAUUUCAUCCACGGCCUGUGCAGUACUCAUGA